Molecule: messenger RNA, 1837 nt
Organism: Papilio machaon (common yellow swallowtail)
Lineage: Eukaryota; Metazoa; Arthropoda; Insecta; Lepidoptera; Papilionidae
Product: juvenile hormone esterase
Exons: 4
Coding region: 72-1667 (531 amino acids)
Source: RefSeq, a predicted model, not a curated record
UAGUUUUCACUUUGUAGCUGUAAUGUUGUUUUUGAUGUCUCGCGCAUAUUGACAAUUACUAUAGUUUCACAAUGGUAAUUGUAACAAUUAAUCAAGGUGAUCUAAAAGGAGUAUUGUGUAAAAGUGGCAAUGUAGAAUAUUGUGCAUUCAAAGGUAUUCCUUACGCACAGCCACCGAUUGGGGCAUUACGAUUCAAGGCACCAGAGCCGCCGCAACCUUGGACUGGGAUACGAGAUGCAUCGCAACACGGAGCUGUCUGUCCGCAGUACAACGAGCGUUUGGACCGCAUCGAGGCCGGCAGCGAAGACUGUCUCUACAUUAAUGUAUACUCUAAAUCACUGACACCUCUUCAGCCGCUACCAGUUCUCGUUUGGAUCCACGGCGGAGGAUUCUAUACGGGCUCCGGUAACUCUGAUUUUUACGGACCGGAAUUUUUCAUGGAGCACGAUGUUGUUCUUGUCACCUUUAACUAUAGACUAGAAGUUCUUGGCUUCCUCUGUCUCGAUAACGAAGAUGUUCCUGGAAAUGCCGGCUUGAAGGACCAAGUGAUGGCUUUAAAAUGGGUCAAAAAUAAUAUAUCCGCUUUCGGAGGGGACCCUGGUAACGUCACAAUUUUCGGAUGCAGCGCCGGUGCGGCUUCCACAAGUUAUCAUUUGACAUCUAAAAUGAGUGAAGGUUUAUUUAAUAAGGCUAUAUGUCAGAGCGGUGUAUGUUUGAAUGAAUGGAGUUACAAUUUAUACGCCAAAAAGCGUGCAUUCCAACUUGGAAAGUUAUUGGGCAAAGAAACCGAAGAUGAGUUGGAACUAUUAGAUUUUUUAAGACAGCUACCAGCAUCCUCACUUGUUAAUAUUAAAUUACCCGCUCUAGAUGUUGAACACAGGGAUAUGGCAGAUAGUAUAUACUUCGGACCUGUGAUAGAAAAAUCUAAUUUAAAAAUAGAGAAAUUUAUAACAGAACCACCUUAUGAAUCAAUGAAAGGUGGAAGAGUUGCCGAUGUGCCAAUUAUAGUGGGAUAUACAACGGCCGAGGGCAUUGAAACCGCAAGAAAAAUUAAUCACUUACUAAUUUAUCUGUCAAAAAUAGGCUCUAUUGUACCAAGAGAAAUCAAACUUAAAGUAAAUGCAGACGUACUUAAAUGCAUAGAUUUGAAAAUACGUGACAAAUAUUUCAAUGGCAAGACAAUAACAAAUAACAUGUUGCAAGAAUUAACAGAUCUUCACACUUAUAGUUUAUUUACUUAUAAUAUUUAUAGAUAUGCAACGUAUUGUGCAAAAAAUAAUUCAAGUCCAGUAUAUUUGUACAAAUUUGCUGCGGAAACAGAAAGGAACUUUGCAAAAGGCAAUUAUAAGAUGGAUCACUUGAAUGGUGUUUGCCAUGCAGAUGAAUUACCGUAUUUAUUCAAUGUUACCUGCCUUAAUAUUCCAUUAACUGAUAAUUCUAUACCUAUAAUAAAAGAAAUGGUUGGUUUAUGGACUUCUUUUGCUCGAACCGGGAAUCCCACGGAAUCGAGAAAUAUAACAUGGAAACCAUAUACUGGUAAAACAAAGAACUGUUAUGUCAUCAGUAAAACAUGUGUUUGCAGUGAAAACCCAGAUUCAGACCAUAUUGACUUCUGGGAAGAAAUAUACGCGAAUGUGUUUGACGGAGACACUAAAUGCAAUAUUUAAUUUUAAUUGACAUAAAAUAAAAAGUUAUUAAUUUAAUAGUUAAAUAGUACAAUUAAUUGAAAAGUCGCCCGACUAUUAAUCUUGAUGUAUUAAUAUUAACGAUUAUUUACAGCAUUUACCAAAUACAUUAAAAUUCAAUAAAUAUUUUUGUUUUCAAAUCUUUUCAUUUU